UGAAUCCAAACUCUCUCUCUCUCUCUCUCUCUUUCUCUCUCUCUCUUUCUCUCUCAUCAUCUUCAUCUUCACGAGCUCACAAUGCCACACAUCUCCGAAACUCCGACCGAUUUCAAAACCAGAUUUGGCUUCCAAGACCACUGCCGGCCGUCGGAAUCGUCACAACCGUCGGUCAGAAACACGCCGGAUGUCCUAAAAUCCGUACUAAAGGAAACUCCGUUUAAUCAAUCCGCCGUUUCUACUUUCAGAGACCGAGGAGACUGUUCUUCCCUCGCUGUUAAUCUCAACGAUAGUUUUGAGUUCCGAGAAGAUCCUGCUUUUUGGAAAGAUCACAAUGUUCAGGUUAUUAUACGAGUACGGCCUCUCAGCAGUUCUGAGAUAGCCGUACAAGGACCGAACAGAUGUGUCAAGCAGGGAAGUAGUCAGACAAUUACAUGGAUUGGGCCGCAAGAAGCUCGCUUUACCUUUGACCAUGUCGCUGAUGAACAUGUUAGCCAGGAAAUGCUAUUUAAAGUUGCUGGUGUACCCAUGGUGGAAAACUGCAUGGGAGGUUACAACAGUUGCAUGUUUGCUUAUGGUCAAACUGGUAGUGGAAAGACCCAUACAAUGCUUGGGGACAUCGAUGGGGGAUCCAGAAGACACAGUGUGAAUUCAGGGAUGACACCCAGAGUUUUUGAGUACCUCUUUACACGGAUUCAAAAGGAAAGGGAGGCUCGAAGGGAAGAAAAGAUACAAUAUACUUGUAAAUGCUCUUUCUUGGAGAUAUACAAUGAGCAAAUACUUGACCUGUUAGAUCCAUCAUCCAUCAACUUGCAGAUAAGAGAAGACACUAAGAAAGGGGUGUAUGUUGAUAAUCUCAAGGAAGUUGAGGUUACUAGUGCCAGAGAUGUUAUUCAACAACUUAUUCAGGGUGCAGCAAACAGAAAGGUUGCCUCCACAAACAUGAAUCGUGCAAGCAGUCGUUCUCAUAGUGUAUUUACAUGCAUAAUAGAAAGCAAAUGGGUCUCUCAAGGUGUGACACAUCAUCGAUUUGCUCGUCUCAAUCUUGUGGAUUUGGCAGGCUCUGAGAGGCAAAAAAGUUCUGGUGCUGAAGGAGAACGUCUAAAAGAAGCCACCAAUAUAAAUAAAUCACUUUCAACUUUAGGCCUUGUUAUCAUGAAUCUUGUCAAUGUAUCAAGUGGGAAAUCUCUUCAUGUUCCAUAUAGGGAUUCCAAGCUCACAUUUUUACUUCAGGAUUCUCUGGGUGGAAAUUCAAAAACUACAAUAAUUGCAAAUAUCAGCCCAUCUAGUUGCAAUUCAUUGGAGACACUGAGCACACUCAAGUUCGCUCAACGUGCAAAGUUCAUUAAAAAUCAUGCUACCAUAAACGAAGAUGCAUCUGGAGAUGUUCUUGCUAUGAGGAUGCAGAUUCAACAGCUUAAGAACGAAGUAUCUCGUUUGCAAAAUGUGAUUAAUGGAGGAACUGGGAGCAAUGGAGAUGAUGCUUUGACUGUGUCUUUUGCCGGAUCUCCAGGGUCUUUCAAGUGGGAGGGGAUGCACGGAUCAUUUAGUCCAGUGACUGCUGUUAAACGAAUGUCAAAUAAAAAAGAGUAUGAAGUAGCUCUUGUUGGUGCUUUUAGAAGGGGAAAAGAUAAGGACAUCACCUUGCAGGCAGUUACCGCCGAAAGUCAGGCUGCUCUACAAUUGGCAAAACAAAGGGAAGAUGAGAUUCAGGGUUUAAAAAUGAGAUUAAGGUUCCGAGAGGCUGCAAUAAAAAGGCUGGAGGGUGUUGCAUCUGCGAAGAUAUCUGCUGAGACACACUUGUUAAAAGAAAAAGAAGAACUUUUAAAGGAGCUUGAAGUCCUACGCUCGCAAGUCGAUAGAAACCAAGAAGUCACAAGAUUUGCAAUGGAAAAUCUGAGACUAAAAGAAGAGAUCAGAAGAUUAAAAUCAUUUUAUGAGGAAGGGGAGCAGGAAAGGAUGAAUGAACAGAUCAUGAUACUCGAGAAUAAGUUGCUUGAGGCACUUGACUGGAAACUUAUGCAUGAAACACAGCCUUCACCUGAUAAGAAACCAAGUUUUAACUUUUUGGACAGCCAAAGAGACGGUGACUUUUUCAGUCUUAAGGACCCUGUAACUCCUCAGAAAACACAGUUUGAGUUCCCCUUGGUAACUACGCCCAAUGUUACUCAUGUAAGUGAUCAAAGAGAGCUACAAACGAUGGUGGAUGCUAUUGCAGCUGCAAGUCAAAGAGAAGCCGAGGCUCAUGAAACAGCAAUCAUAUUAUCUAAAGAAAAUGACGAAUUAAGAGUGAAGCUCAAGAUGUUAAUCGAUGACAACAAUAAACUCAUUGAGCUUUAUGAUCACGCAGUUGCAGACAAUCAGCAGAAAAUUAGCCAAGUUGAAGAAAGUCAAAAGAACCAUGUUGACCAAACUGAGUUUGCUCAAAAGGAAACUGAAUUGAGAAGAGUAAACGAGAAUUUAGAGCGUCAGUUAGCGGAAAUGCAUGAAGAGAAUGAUAAGUUACUUGGAUUGUACGAAAAGGCGAUGCGAGAAAGAGAUGAGUUAAGCCGAGUUGGAGAAAGUCAAAAGAACAAUGUUGACCAAACCGAGUUUGCUCAAAAGGAAACUGAAUUGAGAAGCCUGAUUGAGAAUCUAGAGCAUCAGUUGGCGGAACUGCAUGAAGAGAAUGAUAAAUUACUUGGAUUGUAUGAAAAGGCAAUGCAAGAAAGAGAUCAGUUAAGCCAGAUUGAAGAAAGUCAAAAGAACGACGUUGACCAAACUGAGUUUGCUCAAAAGGAAACCGAACUGAGAAGACUAAAUGAGAAUUUAGAGCAUCAGUUAACAGAACUGCAUGAAGAGAAUGAUAGAUUACUUGGACUGUAUGAAAAGGCAAUGCAAGAAAGAGAUGAAUUAAAAAGACGUUUCUCAUCAGGUGGACAGAAUACGCCUGUUUUUGAAGGAAAUGAAGUUCAGAUGAAUGAUUUACUUGAAGAUAAUCUAGUGGAAGUCAAUGUGAACGAUGACCGCAGUCAAUGCUCGAACCAAACAAGUGAAUUUCUUGAUCCAGAUGAACAGAUGGUUGAUAAGUUGACUUUUUGUGAUGAAAGCAAACAAGUUGAUUUUAUAAAAAACAAUAAUCUUCAGGAAAAGUUGGAUAGAGUACAGGAAAUGCUUUCAAAAUCUUCUGAGAAUGUCGGUUUAUUUACUUCACUUGAAAGAGAGAUUAUCGACAUAGACAGGCUUUCAAGAAACAUACAAGAAGUCAAAGAUGAUGUUUUGGUCAAACAGAAAGAUCACACAUCAACAAAUCUCCACCUUUCUGAUCUCAAAGAACGCGAAAACACUAUUGAAAGAAAGCUAACGGCAGUAAAACAUUCAAUGUCAAACUUCUCAAAAUCUCUCAGUUACUUCGAACAACGAGAAGCUCAAGCCUGGGCCAAAUCACACGCUGCAUCAUCCCAUCUAGAGUCAAAGAAAAAUAAGUUGACCCGAGUUUUGGCUAUCAAGGAUGAAAAUGAACGCGCAUUGUCAAAGAUUAAACAAUCAGAAGCCGAGUUAAAGAACCAUAUAGCCACAUUAAAGCUAAAGACUGAGGAAGAGAACAAGAAACGUGAAAAUGACAAAGUUCUUCUUGCUAUUGAUAACGUCAAGUGGCCGUUAGCAGGCAAAGCAACCGAAUUACUUAAAGCUGAAGAAGAAAAGACAAAGCUGCAGCUUCAAAUGAAUCAAGAUCAAGAAAAACUCAUGAUUGUCAAAGCAGAAUCUGAAAAAAUGACGAAAAAGUCACACGAUUUGGAUCAAGAACAGCAGGCGAUCGAAGUGGAAAUCCAGAAAUGGUCAACGUCAAUGGAGGAGAUUGAAACCAAGCUCCAAAGCAUCAGUCAAGAGAAGCAGAUACUGUUGGAUAUGAAAGAAAGUGGAAUAACCGAAUUCAACGAUCUGCUCAUUGGGUUUCAAGAAACUUUGUUCAAACGAAAAUUAAAAGAUGAAGAGAUGACGAUUUUAAGUGAGGAAAUGGAGAUGGGUAUAAGAAGAUUGGAAGAAUUAGAGUUGGAAAGAAGUGUUUGUAUGCAGAAAGUGAGUAAUAUGGUUGAAGAAACAAGCGGAGGGUUGUUUGAAAAGAUGGUUGUAGAUCUUGAAAGCAUAUGUUCAUCGUUUAUGGAGUUGAAAGGUGAAAUUUGAUUUUAAUGUUCUUUAAUUAAUUGUAACAUGUGAAUUCUCUCUUAGAGUUGCAUGUUAUGGUAUCAACAAUGUAAUGUUAAUGUCUAAGGGUGUGAUUAUGCUUCACAUAUAUUUUGUUUUGAUUGUGUUUAUGUGAUUUUAACAAAAUCGGUGUUCAUCGGUUUGAAUUUCAGAUUC
Helianthus annuus (common sunflower) is the source of this 4341-nucleotide messenger RNA. Its product is annotated as kinesin-like protein KIN-12E. The transcript is spliced from 20 exons. The record is from RefSeq and is a predicted model, not a curated record. Bases 82 to 4164 code for a protein of 1360 amino acids. Gene Ontology annotation, molecular function: microtubule binding; ATP binding; microtubule motor activity. Gene Ontology annotation, biological process: microtubule-based movement. NCBI's taxonomy places the organism in Eukaryota, Viridiplantae, Streptophyta, Magnoliopsida, Asterales, Asteraceae.